This is a messenger RNA of Mauremys reevesii (Reeves's turtle), 561 nucleotides long. RefSeq names its product E3 ubiquitin-protein ligase TRIM39-like. NCBI's taxonomy places the organism in Eukaryota, Metazoa, Chordata, Testudines, Geoemydidae. Gene Ontology annotation, molecular function: protein binding. The coding region runs from base 1 to 561 and encodes 186 amino acids. The record is from RefSeq and is a predicted model, not a curated record. The transcript is spliced from 2 exons.
AUGUCGGUGACUCUGGAUCCAGACACGGCUCAUCCCGACCUCGUCCUGUCUGAGGAUCGGAAACGUGUGAGACAGGGAGACAAACGCCAGCAUCUGCCCGACAACCCUGAGAGAUUUGUUACGUUUCCUGAAGUUCCGGGCGCUGAGGGGUUCACGGGCGGGAGGCGUUACUGGGAGGUGGAGGUGGGAGACAAAUCUGACUGGGACCUGGGGGUUUGUAGGGAAUCUGUGAGCAGGAAGGGGCAGGACACAUUCUCACCUGGGAAUGGAUACUGGGUCGUGGGGCUGAAGGGUGGGGAAUACGAGGCCCUCAACUCUCCCGCAACCCCCCUCCCCAUGAGCGUCAGGCCCAGCCGGGUGGGGAUUUUCGUGGACUAUGAGGCGGGCGAGGUCUCAUUUUACAAUGUGACUGACAGGUCCCAUCUCUUCACUUUCACUGACACCUUCUCCGGGAAGCUCCACCCUUAUUUCUAUCCUGGUCUCCACGCUGGGGAUACAAACGCGGCUCCCCUGAUAAUCUGCCCGGUCCCAGCUCAGGCCGGAGGGAAUCUCUCUCCCUGA